Molecule: messenger RNA, 1463 nt
Organism: Prorocentrum cordatum
Lineage: Eukaryota; Dinophyceae; Prorocentrales; Prorocentraceae
Source: the annotation of a GenBank genome assembly
CGCGAGGCAGCUGGCCGUCGAGGCGCUGCCGUACGCAGGGCUGAGCGAGGAGGUGGAGGCGGCCCUCAGGGAACAGGAGGGCGGAACGUGCCUCUUGUCGAUCGCCGUGGGGCGGUCGUACAUUGAGGCAGCGAAGCUCGCUGGCAGGACGAAGGCGGCCUAUGCGAAAAAGGCUGGCUAUCGCAACCUGUUUUUCUAUUUCGAUGAUCCUCACCAGUUCAACGAGUGGUGCCGGGGCACAGGGCUGGGCUCCAAGUUUCAGUGGGAGGACAAGCAGUGGACGCAUUCGACAUUACUCAAAUAUUGUGCCGUGUCUGCUGCGAUCAACGAGAACGGUUGCGACAAGGUGUUGUUCACCGAUGCGGACGCGCUGAUCAUCAAUUUCGACAUCACCGUCGGAUUCGAUUGGCCAGGGGCGUCACGUUCGCAACGCGACGGUCCGCAUUCGCUGUGGGCCUUUGCGCAGUGGCCAGAGGGAUUUGACAGCAGCUGGAAGCCCAACGUGGAGGUGGUGCCACGCGAUUCGAAGUGGUGCACCUACGGUAUGGAUGUUGCGGCACCCGCGUCGAGCUCGCCUGGGUCUUGCGGCUCCUACGCCAGGUUCGCUUCAUGUCUCAACACGGGCGUUUUCGUCAUGGACAACUCUCAGGCUUCGAAGGAUUUCGUGCACCAAGUUGUCCGGACGUUGCUCGAGAUCACCCAGGAUGGAUGCUCGACUGCCAGCCUGAAUCCGUGGGGCCUGGACCAGUGCAAGUUGUCGCAUGGUGAUCAGUGCAUUGCAGCAUGCUCUAUUAGGAACGCGGCAUCAAAUGCGAAUCUGGACGACCAGAAUGUCACGGUGCCAGAAGAGUUCAUGUGUCUUGACACGACGGCUCGUCCGCGUCUGCAGGAGACCUACCAGUUGAGGCACGAUUACCCUGUCCCUCAUAGCGACACGUUCGUUGUCAAUUGCAUUGGUGACGACAAGGUCAAAUGCAUCAACACUGUGAUGAUGAAGUUCCCCCAUCUCGCCGAAUUUGCCGAUGACGAUUGGUAGGACCUCCCUGGAGUGGCAGCCGUUCUGAGGCUGCAUCUCUGCGUCGGCCCGCGGCGCUGCAAAGCACGCCAGCGAUCCGCUUCAGCUUGUGGUGGCUGCUUGAGACAGCUUGACGAUCAGAGGACGGGGAGGAGGAGUUGGGGUGGACAAGGAGCAGAUCGAGAUCGCAGGGACCUUGGCCCUGGGCCGACUCACGACUUCCUGCCAGGCCAAAGGUUACCUGGCAGGAGUUGAAAGACGUGGUCCAUUUUGUCAGAGAGCAGCGCACGAUCAGUCAGUUUUACAGUCUUUUGCGUGAUGACAGUCGGCGACGCAUUGUGCAGUUCUGACGAUUGGCAGCGUUUGAGAGCAUCGCGCGCCCGUUUGAGCACGAACGUGUAAAUGCUGGUCAGGCGUGCAGUCAACCCGCAUAGGAAGGAUGAGCAGC